GGUUUUACACAGUAACCUAGCUUCGUGGCUCGGGAUGUGUCGUUUACAGGCGUGGAAGGAGGUCACGGGCAACGAAAUACCGAGAAAAAGAGACAUAAAUGUCUAGUUUAAUUAGUCGGGUUGAUGUUAGUGGUUCUGGAGUUUGGAGCGUCGAUGAAAGCCGGGUCUACUUAACCUCUCUGAAAAGGGAAGAUGCUGCUCGUCCCAAAGCAAAGACUGGGUAAAGGCUCGAAACGAAAAUGGCAAUGAAUUACUUUUUAUUCGAAAAGUAAAUUUGUGAGGUGAGUUUAAUAAGAGGGCUUAAAUUAUUAAAUAAUUCCAGCGCAAGCUGUGCAGAGCUGGUUUCGAGCAGAUGUGGGUCACAUUUUUCCCGGAGCCUACAUUGAUCCGCCAUGUAACCGAAUGGUCCGUGCAAUAAUAAUAAAAAUAAUAAUAAUAAUACUAAUAACAACAACCGGAAACCUCUUCUUUAGAUUGCCUCUAACGAACAAUACAAAAACAAUAAGCUUUUUUAAUUCCCGUGGUGCAUAACUGUGGCAUGAUGGAGCUGCUGGCGUGCCCGCACUGCCGGCUGCUCAUGGCCGAGCCGGUCACCGUGUCCUGCGGACACUCGUUCUGCCGCCGCUGCCUGGCCGGCUUCCUCCCGGCCCGGUGCCCGCUCUGCAAGGACAGGCUGAAGCACAAGGACGCCAAGACCAUGAAGAACAACGUGCUGCUCAUCGGCCUCGUGGAAAAGUGCUGCCCCGACGAGACGAGGGCGACGUGCCAAAUCCGGGAGAAGCUGAGAGCCGGGGAGUUCUCGGACGCUUUACGCGCGGCCGACGAGGCGCUGCGCUCCGUCCCGAGCGACCAGAGUUUGAAGCUGUACAGAGCUGAGGCUAACUUGGGCCUGCUGUGUUUCUCUGAUGCCCUGACGGACCUCGACUACCUCUGCUGCCUUCACCCCAGCUGGACAGAGGGCUUCUUUCGAAAAGGGAAUGUGCUGCUGGAAAUGGGCCAGCAGAAAGAAGCGCUCGUCCAAUUCCACCAUUGCCUGAAGCUUCAUGCUGAUUUCGUACCUGCAAAGAGUCAGAUCAAGAAGAUCCUGCAGGUGGAGGGAAUAGCCGUGCCGGAAGAUGCGCCCUGCAUCUCCCAGGUGGUGUCCGAGUACUUGAAGGAGCAGUUUCCCAUCACCAGCCUCAGCGGCUCCCAGGGUCCGCUGCCCGCCGAGGGCAAGCAUCCGCACGGAGAGAGGAGAGACGGCCACCAGAUAAGGCAAGACACAGGGACUGAGUGCUGCCUCAGCCUCUGCCAAGCUGUUUCCUUCCUCCCAGCUGUUGAGGAAGAUGAGGAGAUGAUGAUGAGGAAGGAUGAUGGACAUGGGAGGGGGGAAAGUAAAGUGCACAGAGAGAAGAUGCUGAGUGUUCUCACUGUGUCGGACUUGGAGUGCCCCCUGUGCAUCAGGUUGUUCUUUGAACCUGUCACGACCCCCUGUGGUCACACUUUCUGCAAGAACUGCAUUGAGAGGAGUCUGGACCACAACCUCCGCUGUCCCCUCUGCAAACAGCCACUACAAGAGUACUUAAAACACAGGAAGUACAACACCACAAUUCUGCUUCAGGACAUCUUGACCCAGCUUUUUCCCUCCCAGUUGGCUGAGAGGAAACAGGUCCACGAAGCAGAGAUAGCUGAACUGUCCAACCUCAGCAAGGACGUCCCGAUAUUCGUCUGCACGGUGGCCUACCCCGGGGUGCCCUGCCCCCUGCACAUCUUCGAGCCUCGAUACCGGCUGAUGAUGCGUCGCUGCAUGGAGACGGGCACCAAGAAGUUUGGCAUGUGCAGUUACGAGCACGGCAAAGGGUUUGCAGACUACGGCUGCAUGCUGGAGAUCCUGGGCCUGGAGGUGCUGAAUGAUGGCCGGUCCUAUGUGGACACGGUGGGCGGCAGCAGGUUCAGGGUCCUGAAGAGAGGACAGAGGGACGGCUACCACACCGCUGACGUGGAGUACCUGGAGGACAUCAAGGUGGACGGCAGCGAGCUGGAGCUCCUGCAGCAUCUGCACGACAGCGUGUUCCAGCAGGCUCAGGACUGGUACCAGCGGCUGGGCACCCGCAUCCGCGACCAGAUCGUCAGGCAGCACGGCAGCAUGCCGGACAAGGAGGAAAACAUUCAGGCCUCGUCCAACGGGCCGGCCUGGUGCUGGUGGCUGCUGUCUGUCCUGCAGCUGGACCCGGCCUAUCAGACCACGGUCCUGUCGCUGAGCUCCCUGAAGGACCGGCUGGGACACCUGCGUCUGGUCCUCGAGUACUUCUCCCAGAGCUAGACGCCCGAGCACAGGCCCGUCGGGCCGCCGGGCCGUCGGGCCGCCGGGCCGCACAGCUAGCCAGCAAGCAAUUAACGCACACAGAAAUAAAACACAAUGAAACCAGUGAAUCUACGCACAACACGGAGCUCGACAUCGGGAAUUUUCUGAGUCACGGAGGGACUUGAUUCUUAAGUCGCUCCUGAAUAAGAAAAAGACUAGUAAUUUUACUGCAUAACACGAUGCAGAGUUGUUAUUUUAUUUUUUUUUUGCCGUUAGAGUUUGCAUAUGCUACGUUCCUGACGUCGGAGUGCUUUUCCGACUACACAAUCUACCAGUUGCUGCAGUGAGAACCGCAGGGUUGACCAAAGAUGCUUUUUAUUUCAGGUCAACAAAAAUUGACUGGUUAUUUGUGGACAAACUAAAUCGCUCGCUUUGAAAUCACAUUGUUGGAAGUGGAUGCUGGAUGCCACGGUUUUUGUUGUUUUUUUUUUUUUUUCCUCUAGUCACUAUAAUAAGCAUGAAGAAUGUGAAAGGAGCUUGUACAGGGCGGUUUGCUGCGCUGCGUGUGUGUUGCCUGAUGAGUUAGACUUCACAUAGUUAUGUUUGGCGUGGGAACAGUUCUAAACACAGCACACGAUCUGUCAGGAUUUGUUUGUUUUUGUUUGUGUUUGUUUGUAGGACCUUAGGUGAUCAUGCUGGAUGUUCUUGAUAAGAGUUUACUACAGGUUCUCUUUGUUUUUGUUUUUCAUUUUGAUCGUUUGGCCUUGGUUGUGGCUCAAUUUGUGCGAUUGAAUAAUAUAAUAUAUAUCUAUAUAUAAAUAGAACCCUAUUUAGUUUUAAAGAUGGCAAUAAUAAUAACUGACCUGUCACCAGCAGCAGCUGGAGUGUUUCAUGAAUGAAAGCUGCUGUCAGUCCCGUGGCAGCAGCUGCUCUUACUGUGAGAAGGUGGGGUAGGUGAGUGGGGGGUGGGAGCGGUGCGGUUUUACUGGAAGAACCUGUGAUUCUGCAUCAUCAGAUGCCCCAACUGGGAAUAUAGCAAUGUGUGCAUGUGUCGGAUGUAAAUAAGUCAAUUUAGUCAGCUGCCAUUUUCACAUGCUGUGUGUUUUUGUUGUUUUUAGUCGGAUACAACAUUUUUUUCUCCAGCACUGAUAACAGCUACUGUAUUGUCGGCUCCCUCGAGGCACAAGAAAUGGUGUGAUCAUCUCUUACGCAGGGGCGGCUGUACGAUGAUUUGACUACGAUGCUUUAGUCGCGGUCUGACCUGGACGGAGCCCCGCGCCGCGGGGCGUCCUCGUAGGCCUCGACACCUACCUCUGCCCCGACACGCUCUGUCUCCGGGCCGGCCCGGCCCGCACCGCGCCCCUCCGGGGCUGCUGCACCGGGCCCGGCUCAGAAGGAGACCUGGAAGUCUUAUUGUUUCUAAACCACUUGGAUGACGUGUGUCUGUGUGUGUGUGUGUGUGUGUGUGUGUGUGCAGGCGUGUGUGUGUGUGUGUGUGUGCGUGUGGUUUGUUUUCUAUUAACAUAGUGCUACAUUCCAUGGAAUGUCGAAGCUGUUAAGUCAAUAACGGACAACUACGGGCUUAACUGGGUGAUUUUUAUGUUUAUUUUCUUCACUAUGACGAAUGUGCCAUAGAUAUUUGUAAGUUAAACGCUUUCUAAGAACGCUGGCAGAGGUGUCACUGUGUUUAUAUUUGUCUGCAUGGCGGACUCAUGGAAGACGGGCCUUGGUUCUCAAUGCCUUUAGUACGACGGGCAGUGAAAUAACCCUUUUAAUUCAUAUCACUUAAAAACAGUCUGACUUUCUAAUAUAUGUAGUUUGUUUGAUAUAGAAGAACAACCCUGCUUGUAUAGCUCUGUAGAUACAGCUCCGAAUAAAAAGGGGAUUCAUCAUGAUACUCAAAAUAUCCUUGUGAAUGAUGAACUAAUUAGCAGGCUGAUGGACGCUGGGGCAGCGGUGGUGACUUGAUUAACAGGCUCCUCUCUGAACUCUGUGCUGGGAAUACUUCACCUGAUUAAAGCUAACUCAAAUCAAAAAGGGACUUUAGAUUUCUCAGAGAAUUUCUGAAUGACCAUCAUAAGCAUCCGGGGGUAGAAACGUGACGACCAAAAGUCAGAUCUAACAUACAAGACAUUUUCUUUGAUCACUUAAACGUGCCAGCCUUUGGUGAUUGAUGUUGAUCGCAGCCAUCAGUCUCACUUUACGGUACUCUGGUUAAUAGAGAGUGUAAUUCCUGCACGGCAAAGUCAUUUGCUUCACAAUAAUUGUCCAUAUUUGAAAAAUCACUCCAUGUAUUUUUGAUUUUGCUAUUUCUCAUCUUUAUAAUUAAUUCGUCUGCAAUGAUUUAACAGCUUCUGCUGCUAAUGCAUCCAAGAGCAGUGGAGAUUUUCAGCUCGUUUCCAGCGCAGCUGUCGGCCCCCUUUCAGUCCGUGCCAGAUGUUUCGUAAACUUCAGCUUGUUUGAUUCUUAGAAAAUGUCCUGCGACAACAAUUUGCAGUUGAUCCACGUUGUGUCCCCCAACAGGAGAACAAAAGCAUAUUAAGUGACCCACGCCUGGCAGCGGGCCCCCUGCAGGAACAGCUCGCACAGAUAGGUGGUGGAAAGCACCGCGUGGUGUGUUCCUGCUGGGGAAUAUCUGUCCACGGUGGUAUGAUGGUCAGUGGGCUGUGUGGACUGAAGACACGCCAGUAAUUCUCCGCACAGUUUUCAAAUACCUCCUCUGUUAGUCACGAGUCCAACUGAACCCUCUGAAAGUGUAGCAGUGUCUGUCUGAUUAAUUUGCAUUCAUUCCUCCACCUCAAAGCCAAGAGCAGUAAAUUGUCAGAUUGUUGUUUACGUGCUUGAGCCCUGGAUGACUUUUUGAAGCGUUAUUAUAAAUAAAGAUUUUC
Molecule: messenger RNA, 5172 nt
Organism: Cololabis saira (Pacific saury)
Lineage: Eukaryota; Metazoa; Chordata; Actinopteri; Beloniformes; Belonidae
Gene: lonrf4
Product: LON peptidase N-terminal domain and ring finger 4
Exons: 12
Coding region: 539-2302 (587 amino acids)
Molecular function (GO): protein binding
Source: RefSeq, a predicted model, not a curated record